CUAUUCACAUUUUUAUUUUCUUACAAUUAGCCAUUCUGUUCCCUGCCUCUUCUCCUCCUCUCUCUCUUGACACAUCACAUCAUCAUCACAUCAUCAUCAUAAACAUCAAUCAUCAUCACAUCCACACACACAUAUCACUUUCAUCUUCGGAUCGAGUUAAAUCGGUUAUGGCUUCCUCGAAUAGACACUGGCCAAGCAUGUUCAAGUCCAAACCUCAUCCUCAUCAAUGGCAACACGACAUCAACUCUCCUCUCUUGCCUUCUUCUGCUUCCCACCGAUCUUCUCCAUUCUCUUCAGGGUGUGAGGUGGAGAGAAGUCCAGAGCCAAAACCGAGAUGGAAUCCGAAGCCAGAGCAGAUUCGGAUACUUGAAGCAAUCUUCAACUCAGGGAUAGUGAAUCCACCGAGAGAAGAGAUUCGAAGGAUUAGGGCUCAGCUUCAAGAAUACGGCCAAGUCGGUGACGCUAACGUCUUUUAUUGGUUCCAAAACCGCAAGUCCCGUAGCAAACACAAACUCCGCCUCCUCCACAAACACUCCCUCCCUCAACAUCAGCAGCAGCAACCGCAGCCUCUUUCCUCAGCCAAUUCGGCUUCUUCUUCCUCUUCUUCCUCCUCAUCCUCAUCCAAAUCCACCAAACCCCGCAAAAACAAAACCAAGAACAACACUAGUCUCUCUUUGGGUGGUAGUCAAAUGAUGGGGAUGUUUCCUUCAGAAGCCGCCUUUCUUUUUCCGGUUUCCACGGUUGGAGCGUUUGAAGGUAUCGCCGUCUCAUCCCAAUUAGGGUUUCUCUCCGGUGAUAUGAUCGAGCAACAGAAACCAGCCCCUCCAACGCUGGCGCCAAGUACCGGACUUCUGCUGAGUGAGAUCAUGAACGGUAGUGUGAGUUAUGGAUCUCAUCAUAAUCAACACUUGAGUGAGAAAGAAGAUGAAGAAAUGAGGAUGAGGAUGUUGCAGCAGCCACAGCCUCAGAUUUGUUACGCUACUACUCCUCAUCAAAUCACUUCUUACAACAACAACAUCAUGCUUCAUGUUCCUCCCACUACUUCUACUGCUACUACCAUUACAACUUCAGAUUCUCUUACUACUGUCCCAUCAACUUCGGACCAGCUUCAAGCGGGCGCGAGAAUAAGGGUGUACAUCAAUGAAAUGGAGCUUGAAGUGAGCCCGGGACCGUUCAAUGUGAGAGAGGCAUUCGGGGAAGAGGUUGUUCUCAUUAAUUCCGCUGGUCAGCCCAUUGUAACUGAUGAAUAUGGAGUCGCUCUUAACCCUCUUCAACAUGGAGCCUCCUACUAUCUGGUUUUGUUUUUUAAUCUCUUAGCCUUAAUUAUUUUCCCUUUUUAA
Messenger RNA from Thlaspi arvense, 1340 nucleotides. The record is from the annotation of a GenBank genome assembly. Lineage: Eukaryota; Viridiplantae; Streptophyta; Magnoliopsida; Brassicales; Brassicaceae.